AUGUAUGCACUCAACACGGCACCGCGAGGCAGCAUUCGCCCUGGCACUCCCCCAUCGAGCAGUGGCAGCUCUCCCGCAAUCCCACAGGGCGCCUUUCCGGAUACGCAGACCACACAGUCCUUCACCGAGAACCUCCUGGCACAGGUGUCGCAGCUGUCCCACCAGACGGCGACACUGCCACCCAGCUUCAUCAUUGCCUUUCUCAAUCGAUGCUUCCCGGCAGAACUCACUCACGUCGACUUUCCCCAGGCUUUGACCGGCCUGGACUACCUCAAAGACCUCGAGACGCGGAGGCGGCGCGAAGURGCCUCUGCCAUGAACCGUCUCGAAGUUGACCGGGAAUCCCUCGACCAAGACGCCGCCGGUCUCUCCGGCCGAUAUCCGGGCGUUCUCCAAUGGGUCAAGUCGAUCGAAGAGAAAGAGCGCAAGAUCGAUUCCCUGUACACUCAGGUGUUCCUCGGCCUCCGACGCUGGAUUAUCGUCAACGAGCUUUCCCUUCAGCCAUUCCACAAGCACAAUUGCUUGGGGAUGUUGAACACAUUGUACCCUCCGAUUGGCCUGUCAGAUCAGCCCACGAGUUUGCUGUCCCAUUCCGUCCUCAAGAACCAGCGCGAAGGGUACUUCAAAUACAUCACCAGUGUCGAAAAGAAUGGUCCGCGGGUCUUAUCCACAUUGAUGCAGCAGGGCAAAGCACCUGGAGACGAAAACGGCUGGGUAUCCGUCACGCGAACCCUCAGCAUGUAUCUCCAGCUGGCCAACAGCAUCAUCACCGAGUGCGGCCAAAUCUCCAACGUAUACGAUGUAUCGCCGCGGAAGAGCCGUGACUCAAACCAGACMGUCUCGUCUCGUCACACACGCAACGCAGAUUCAGGCAUCAGCUUUGGCAGCACUUCCUCAGAUCGGCGGCCAUCGACCCGCGGAUCCGCGGUCGAGCCCGUGUCACCGAUGGAAUGGAAUCGCCCGAAGACUCCCAACGGGUCACGUCCUGGCACUACGCUGGAGAAGAUUGCACGCGGCUUCAGGACCAUGGGACGCAGCAGGACUGAUGUAACGGAGAUUAUCAUGGAACACAGCACAACGCCCGAACCACAGCCGACCGAGAAGCCAAAGAUGCUGCGGAAAAUGCGCAGCCUUGGCUCUUUGGGCGAUCGCAAAGGCAGCAUGGCCAGCCUGCGCCAGAGCUCCGAUGCCCCAGCUUUUGACGUCGAGGCAAUGCGCCUGCAACGUAAAAAGURCGAGGCUUCGGCUCUAGGCCACGAAAAAGUGGACAAGCGGACGAGCCAUGAAGUAUGA
Molecule: messenger RNA, 1293 nt
Organism: Ramularia collo-cygni
Lineage: Eukaryota; Fungi; Ascomycota; Dothideomycetes; Mycosphaerellales; Mycosphaerellaceae
Exons: 1
Coding region: 1-1293 (430 amino acids)
Source: RefSeq, a predicted model, not a curated record